Molecule: messenger RNA, 426 nt
Organism: Aspergillus glaucus CBS 516.65
Lineage: Eukaryota; Fungi; Ascomycota; Eurotiomycetes; Eurotiales; Aspergillaceae
Exons: 4
Coding region: 43-291 (82 amino acids)
Source: RefSeq, a predicted model, not a curated record
GCCCAAUUAUCUUCAUCUUGAGACCUACCACACUCGCGCAAAAUGCAAAGACUUAUAGUUGUCGUCCGCUAUGCCGACGCUACGGCGUUUCGGAGGUAUCAUGAUAACCUGGGAUAUUUACUGGCAACAAAAUAUGGUGAAAAGGGCGCUUCAGGUUUUCAACCGAUGACACCAGGAACGGGUCUUUCUGAGAGUACCACCUUCACAGUGCCUGAUACGGUCCCAAUUGAGGAGCUACAGGUGAUACGGCUAGGAGAGGGUCUUCAUCCGGUUGUUAUACAGGUUUUGUGAUAGUCCCUUGUGGCUCCACUUUUCGUUUCUUCUUUUUACUUUUCUAUUUUCUCCCAUUCACUUCUUUAUCUUGUACUUAAAAUGAGAGUUUUGAUGUAUCAAUGUCACGGGAAUUAGGGCUAUACUGGGUGGUGA